Messenger RNA from Leptopilina boulardi, 753 nucleotides. RefSeq lists its product as uncharacterized. Gene Ontology annotation, molecular function: structural constituent of chitin-based larval cuticle. The record is from RefSeq and is a predicted model, not a curated record. Gene Ontology annotation, cellular component: chitin-based extracellular matrix. NCBI's taxonomy places the organism in Eukaryota, Metazoa, Arthropoda, Insecta, Hymenoptera, Figitidae. The transcript has 2 exons. The coding region runs from base 147 to 689 and encodes 180 amino acids.
AUUCUAUUGGCUAAAUUUGAAAAUUAAUAAUCGAAAGGGCAUUAUAGAAAAAUAGUGGUAUAUAAGCCGUGGAACAUCUUCAACUAACCAUCAGUUUUAGUUUCCUCAAAUUGUGAAAAGCAUCUCUUCUUCUCACUAAAUUCAUCAUGAAACAGUUCGUAGUUCUCGCUGCCCUUGUGGUCGUUACUUGCGCUGGACGUCUUCCACACAAUUCUAAUCAUCGUGGUGCCGCAAGCCGACGUGUGGACAACUCCUACUUGGCUCCAGUUGCAGAAUCCCGAGUUGAUAACUCAUAUUUGGCUCCAGCUGCAGAAUCCCGAGUUGAUAACUCAUAUUUGGCGCCUGCUGCUGAGUCACGACGAGUUGACAAUUCAUAUUUAGCUCCAGUUGCCGAAUCACGUGUGGAAAGCACAUUCGUUGCUCCAGCCGAGAGUGAAAUUGUCCUCGUUAAGGAGAAGUUACACGAGAACAACGGUUUGGAGGGUUACCAAUAUAGCUACGAACUUUCUGAUGGACAAAAGAAAGAGGAAACCGCUGAAUUGAUCAACGCCGGAAGUGAGGAGGAAGCCAUUGCUGUCCGCGGAAGCUACCAAUGGGUUGACCCAGCAACUGGCCAGGAAUACAAAGUCACCUAUGUCGCUGAUGAAAAUGGCUUCCGCGCCGAGGGAGAUCAUCUUCCACGUGCCUAAUUUUAUGUCAACAAAAAGAAAAAAAAUAGAUACGAACAAUAAAAAAUGCCACUUUUUAAAUUAA